Messenger RNA from Manihot esculenta (cassava), 1707 nucleotides. RefSeq names its product IQ domain-containing protein IQM1. Bases 1 to 1566 code for a protein of 521 amino acids. The transcript has 8 exons. The record is from RefSeq and is a predicted model, not a curated record. Lineage: Eukaryota; Viridiplantae; Streptophyta; Magnoliopsida; Malpighiales; Euphorbiaceae.
AUGGUUACAGUCAGAUCACCAGAUCUCAAAUCAAAAAAUGGAGAAACGUUGAGAACUAUAAGCUUCAAGAAAAGGGAUUUGAACAAUGUUGAUGAAUCUGAUGGCUACACUAAUGAUCUGCUCAUUCAAGAAUCUUUAUCCUUCAAGAAAAUGAAGUCAACUGCGACCAAUGUCCAAACAACAUUUUCAUUCAAGAAUCUAAAUCUCGAUAUUAAAGGCAAUGAAAAUAAAUUGUAUGCCGCAGUUUCUUCCGUAGAACCUGCCUACGCACCAUCUCCAAGGCCAGCUACGGAGCUUGAUGCAGCUGCAACUAAGUUGCAGAAGGCUUACAAGAGUUACCGGACUCGCAGGAACCUCGCUGACUGUGCGGUGGUUGUGGAAGAGCUAUGGUGGAAGGCGUUGGACUUUGCAACCUUGCGGCGGAGUUCUAUAUCUUUCUUUGAUUCUGACAGAUCGGAAACUGCCGUUUCUCGGUGGGCACGAGCUAGGACCAGGGUAGCUAAGUUUGCAAAGGGUUUGUCCAAGGAUGAGAAGGCUCAACAGUUAGCUUUAAGACAUUGGCUUGAAGCUAUUGAUCCAAGGCAUCGAUAUGGUCACAAUCUGCACUUGUACUAUAAUGUUUGGUUUGGUAGUGAAAGCUCACAGCCAUUUUUCUACUGGCUGGACGUGGGAGAUGGGAAAGAAUUAAAUAUUGAGACAUGUCCGAGGACUAAACUACAACGUCAAUGCAUCAAAUAUCUUGGUCCAAAAGAAAGGGAGGCAUAUGAAGUGAUAGUGGUGGAUGGGAGGCUAGUUUACAAACAAAGUGGAAAACCAGUGGAAACUGUCGAAGGGACUAAGUGGAUAUUUGUUCUAAGUGCAUCAAGGACCAUGUACGUAGGCAAGAAGGAGAAAGGCUUGUUUCAGCACUCUAGUUUUCUAGCUGGUGGUGCUGCCAUUGCUGCUGGGAGAUUGAUUGCACAUGAUGGGAUUCUUGAGGCUGUAUGGUCCUACAGUGGGCAUUAUCGCCCAUCAGAAGAGAAUUUCUUAGAGUUCAUUGACUUCUUGGACGAGCACAAUGUAAACUUAACAGAUGUUAAAAAAUGUCCCAUGGACGAUGACAUCCCACCAACCAAAGAAGAAGAUCAAAAGCACAAAGUAGAGAGCAUGAAGGGUACCCUACAAAUUGAAGAUGUGAGUGCAAAAGGCGAAACAAAUAAGGUCAAUGCCAAUUCAAAUAGUAGUAAGGAAGCAAAUGUGGACACAAAAGAAAGAAAUGAAGAUAAUAAGGAGAGUCCCAUAGCUAAUAGUCCAAGUGCAGUUUUUGAUCUGCACAAGCCAUUGUCAUGCAAAUGGAGCACAGGGGCUGGACCUCGUAUUGGCUGCGUUAGAGAAUACCCUGCAUGCCUACAAUUACAGGCACUCGAACAUGUGAAUUUAUCACCAAGGCCAAGGUUUGUGGCUGGAUCUUUGGCCACAUGUGGUCCAAUCCCUUCACCAAGACCUAGCCCAAAAGUUCACCUGUCCCCAAGGCUUCCAUAUUUGGGGCUUACAAGCCCUAGAGUUCAAGCUCCUACUACUAAGUAGACAUUCAAAACUCAACUCACAUAGGCAAGUUUUUUAGGUUCAAGACAUUGUGGCAGGUCUUUUGCCUUUAGGAUGAGACUCUAUUUCAAGGAAGGUAAACUCACAAUAGAUAAUAAUUGGACUAACCUCCAACACUGAGAU